GGGGGGGGGAAUGAGCCCUGCUGCAGCGUUCCCUCAUUUCUCAAAGCAACGCAAGGAGAAAGCCAGCCUGCCGCUCUUCCUUGCAGAAGAGAUGGGGUGACAAAGGGAUGAGCUGCACGUAAAGGUUGGCGAUGAGCCCAGCCUUCCCUCGGCCCCCCUCCUGCUGUGGGACAAGGAGAACCAGGGAUGGACCCCCAGAGGCAGGCAGGUGCGGAUGCAGCGGAGCCCCUCACUCACCCGUACCGGCCGCGGAGCCGCUCCCCGCCGCGCUGCUGGCUCAGGUCCAACCCAUACCAAGCUGACCUGCUGCGGGACGGCGUGCGGAGGUACCUGCAGCUGCCAGCAGAGCAGACGGUGCUCAUACUGCAUGCCAAAGUCGCCCAGAAGUCGUAUGGCAAUGAGAAAAGGUUUUUUUGCCCCCCACCUUGUGUUUACCUGGGCGGGCCAGGAUGGAAGUUAAAGCAGGAGCAGCUAACAGCCAGGGACGUGGGAGAGGCAGGGCUCCGUGUGUGGGGCUACAUGGGGCUGGACACCAUGGGCAGCAGCCUGAUGGAGACACAGAAGCUCAGCUUUGAGGAGCAGCCGGAUGCAAAGGGGUUUGGCUGUGCCAAGGCUCUGUACAUCUCAGAUGCGGAUAAGUGCAAGCAUUUCCGCCUGGUCCUGAAGCUCUUCUUCAGCAACGGGCAGGAGAUCGGCACCUUCCACAGCAAGCUGAUCAAGGUCAUCUCCAAGCCCUCGCAGAAGAAGCAGUCACUGAAGAACACGGAUCUGUGCAUCUCCUCGGGCUCCAAGGUGUCUCUCUUCAACCGCCUGCGCUCACAGACCGUCAGCACCCGCUACCUGUCCGUGGAGGGGGGAGCCUUCAUCGCCAGUGCCAGGCAAUGGGCAGCCUUCACCCUCCACCUGGCUGAUGAGCGCUGCACCCGAAGCGAGUUCCCCCUGCGGGAAGGGUACAUCCGCUAUGGCUCUGUGGUUCAGCUCAUCUGCACGGCCACCGGCAUCACCCUGCCACCCCUGAUCAUUCGGAAGGUGAGCAAGCAGUACGCUAUGCUGGACGUGGACGAGCCCAUCUCCCAGCUCCACAAGUGUGCCUUCCAGUUCCAGGGCAGCGACCACAUGUACUUGUGUCUGUCCACAGAGAAAGUCAUCCAGUUCCAGGCAUCACCCUGUCCAAAGGAAGCCAACCGGGAGCUGCUGAACGAUGGCUCCUGCUGGACCAUCAUUGGCACCGAGACGGUGGAGUACAGCUUCAGUGAGAGCCUGGCCUGUGCCCGUGAGCCCGUCAGCCCUGUGCCACUCAUCACAGCCCUGCAGCUCAGUGGUGGAGGGGAUGUGGCCAUGCUGGAGGUGCAGGGAGAGCAUUUCCAUGCUCACCUCAAGGUCUGGUUCGGUGACGUGGAAGCAGAGACGAUGUACAGGAGCCCCAAAUCCCUGAUGUGUGUCGUCCCCGACGUCUCUGCCUUCAGCAGCGACUGGAGGUGGCUGCGGUACCCCAUCACUGUCCCACUCCUGCUGGUCAGGGAUGAUGGCCUCAUCUACUCCAGCUCCUUCACCUUCACCUACACCCCAGAGCAGAGCUUCCUCCCAGGGCAGCAGCUCCCUGCCGACGUCCCGCAGGACUCAGAUGCACUGCUCAACAGCAUCCACCAGGAGUUCACCAGGACCAACUUCCACCUCUUCAUGCAGAGCUAGUGAGCUGGGGGGCAGCAUUCAUUGCCAGCGACCCUGGGGACAACAGUGUCCCCAUGCCAUGCCCAAGAGUCCCCUGUACACCUGCUGUGUCCUGACCCGCUGUAUCUGCUGUAUGUAACAGCAGAGAUCUCCCAUGAGGGCACCAAUAAAUCACACUGCAUGGACUCUUUACCAA
This is a messenger RNA of Gallus gallus (chicken), 1867 nucleotides long. It is a transcript of the gene RBPJL, whose product is annotated as recombination signal binding protein for immunoglobulin kappa J region like. Gene Ontology annotation, molecular function: DNA-binding transcription activator activity, RNA polymerase II-specific; RNA polymerase II cis-regulatory region sequence-specific DNA binding. The record is from RefSeq and is a predicted model, not a curated record. Gene Ontology annotation, biological process: regulation of transcription by RNA polymerase II. NCBI's taxonomy places the organism in Eukaryota, Metazoa, Chordata, Aves, Galliformes, Phasianidae. The coding region runs from base 187 to 1692 and encodes 501 amino acids. Gene Ontology annotation, cellular component: nucleus. The transcript is spliced from 12 exons.